This is a messenger RNA of Triplophysa dalaica, 3922 nucleotides long. RefSeq names its product HNF1 homeobox Ba (gene hnf1ba). Gene Ontology annotation, biological process: pancreas development; positive regulation of DNA-templated transcription; liver development. NCBI's taxonomy places the organism in Eukaryota, Metazoa, Chordata, Actinopteri, Cypriniformes, Nemacheilidae. The record is from RefSeq and is a predicted model, not a curated record. Bases 596 to 2356 code for a protein of 586 amino acids. Gene Ontology annotation, molecular function: DNA-binding transcription factor activity, RNA polymerase II-specific; RNA polymerase II cis-regulatory region sequence-specific DNA binding. The transcript is spliced from 8 exons. Gene Ontology annotation, cellular component: nucleus.
AAAAACAUGAUGACAUAAUUAAAAGUAUUUUCUUAAGACGGACUUAUAUCACGUUGCAACCAAACUCUUCAUAUAUAAUCAAUUCUAUAUAAGAUGUGAAAAUGUAUUGAUUGAGAUCAGACUAUUUUAUGGAUCGUGUCAGCAACUUAAAAUUUAGUGACUUCUGUUAACGUCAAAAUGAUUCUUAACGAAAUUCUUAUUUAAACUUUUUAUGCUUUAACAAUAUUAUUAUUAUUAUUAUUACAGCCAUGCAAAAAAGGCCCCAAAGUCCAAAGUUCUCGAAAGUUGUGCUGAUAACAGAGGCAAAUAAAAACAUGCAGCUCCAGUGUGUAAACACGCUGUACCUGAGCGUCAGUCAAUGUGGCCUCGGACUGGUUGCUCAUUUGCAUAAAGGCCUUCAGCAGCCGCCCACUCAUUACCAUAUUUUUUAUUGCCUGCCCUCUUGAAGCAUCAUGGCAAGUUAUAUCAUUCAGUCCGACAGGGAAGUGGCCUAACUUCUGGAAGCAGGUGUCUUCAGAGAAACUCUUUGGAGGCGUGAGGAGGGGGAAUUUGACAUACUGUAUUUCCCACUGUACCUCCUUACGUACACAUUUAGAUGUUUGCAAAAAUGGUUUCCAAGUUAACUUCUUUGCAGCAAGAGCUUUUGAGCGCCUUAUUGGACUCCGGAGUUACCAAAGAUGUGCUUCUUCAAGCUUUGGAGGACCUGGAUCCAAGCCCGAGCGGUUAUGGAGUUAAACUGGAUAGUCUUCAGAUGUCUCCCUCCAGUUCCAAACUCAAUGGGAGUGAUACGGAUUCAAAGCCGGUUUUUCACACGCUGACCAAUGGACACAGUAAAGGAAAGUUAUCGGGGGACGAGGGCUCGGAGGACGGGGAUGAUUACGAUACACCGGCAAUACUGAAAGAGCUUCAGUCUCAAAAUACAGAGGAGGCAGCAGAGCAGAGGGCAGAAAUCGAACGAAUUUUGGCCGAGGACCCUUGGCGCGCCGCCCGAAUGAUCAAAGGCUACAUGCAGCAGCACAAUAUACCGCAGCGCGAGGUGGUGGAUGUGACGGGCCUCAACCAAUCGCACCUGUCGCAGCACCUGAAUAAAGGCACGCCUAUGAAAACGCAGAAGCGCGCGGCACUCUACACCUGGUACGUCAGGAAGCAGCGCGAGAUUUUGCUACAAUUCAACCAGGCCACACAAGGCUCCGGUGGCAACAUGUCCGACAAAGGCAGUCAGGAUCAAGUGCUACUGUUCUUCUCUGAGUAUAGUCAGUCCACGCCAAGUAUGGUGCAGGCACAAGAAGAUGCUAGCCUUGAACCUGCUUGCAAGAAGCUCAGGCGCAACCGUUUCAAAUGGGGUCCUGCGUCCCAACAGAUCCUCUACCACGCUUAUGAAAGACAAAAGAAUCCCAGCAAAGAGGAGAGAGAGGCACUGGUGGAGGAAUGUAACCGGGCUGAGUGCAUCCAGAGAGGAGUAUCUCCAUCCAAAGCUCAAGGUCUCGGCUCCAACCUGGUUACAGAGGUGCGAGUCUACAACUGGUUUGCCAACAGGAGAAAAGAAGAAGCGUUUAGGCAGAAGUUGGCUAUGGAUGCCUACACCGGACCGACGCACAGUCUUAACUCCCUCCUCUCUCACGGUUCUCCUCAUCACCCGCAAACCAGUAACUCCCCAACAAGCAAAAUGCAAGGUGUCAGGUACAGCCAACAGGCUUCCGGCGAAGUCAGUUCUUCCACGACGAUCAAUCACCAUAGCGGCAGCGUAAUGGCGACCAGCCAGUCACUGUUGCAGCAGGUCUCUCCGGGGGCCCUGGACCCCAGCCAUAGCCUCCUGUCACCUGACGCCAAGAUGAUCUCUGUAUCCGGUGGAGGUCUUCCUCCUGUCAGCACCCUCACCAACAUCCACGCAUCCCACCACAUGCACCAUCAGACCUCCAACCUCAUAAUGCCCCUCUCGGGGGUCAUGGCCAUCGCACAGAGUGAGUUUUCCGCUAUGCCAUCGUUCUUGGUUUUGUUUGUCUGUUUCUUUCUCUCAAUCUCAUUAUUCUUGCAUCCAGGUUUGAACACAUCGCAGGGGCAGACGGUACCCGUCAUCAACAGUAUAACAGGCAGCCUGGCAGCGCUGCAGCCCAUGCAGUUCUCGCAGCAGCUGAACAGCCCACAUCAACAGCUCAUGCAACAGUCGCCCAGCCACAUGUCCCAGCAGCCCUUCAUGGCAUCCGUCUCACACUCACACAUGUACACACACAAGCAGGAGCCGCCCCAGUAUUCACAUUCGUCUAGAUUUCCCCCCAUGUUGGUUACAGACGCUAACAGCCUCAGUACCCUGAGCUCAAUGUCCUCCAGCAAACAGUGUCCACUACAGGCCUGGUGAGCUUGUGCAUGACUUCCCGAUGCCUAGCAACAGGAGCGCAUCCUUUCCAUUCCCCCUCAUCACACCCGUAUCUAUGGCAACCCAUAAUACGCACUAACGGGGCACUGGACGAUGUGUUAGUCAAUAAACUAUGGACUGAGGUGGGAGUUAUCUGUGCUGCGAGAACACCAAGAACCAGACUGACAGGUUGUUUUGUUCAAUCGUCAAGUGUGAAGACUUUGGUCCUUUGAUCAACAAGGAAUGAUGCCAUUUAAUGCUCAAACUACAGUGACAGUAUUUUAUUUCCCAUCGUAAUGGAAAAAAAACAUUCCCAAAAAGGUCUUUGAAGAACAAAUGGAUAGGAAAUAACGUGGUUAAAUUAAGCUCCAAAAACUCAAGAGCGCUGCGAUGGAAAAGCCCAACGAAUUCAAGGUUGUUUUCCUCGGACAGUUCCUCGGACAGGACCACAACACAAGUUGGUGUUUUUCUGAAUGUGCUUGGUGAAAACCUUCUAAUUGAACAGUGGAUUCAAUGACAAUCAGCAGAUGAUGCAACCAUGGGGUUUAUAAAGGAGUCUUCCAUAGUGUAUAGACAACGUUCUGUACAGUUGGAUGUAAAUAGAAACGAUUAUUAUAUCAUUAUUAUUUCUUUUGUCUGAAGGAUGUACAUAUUUGAAAGUCCACAUUUGUUGUUUUCACAAUUUGUCUUGUUGAAAAAAUGUAAACUGUGAUUCAGGAUGUGACAAUCUUUGGAAAUGUAGGACUAUGCAAUGUGUCGGAGAACGCAGUUUAGAUUUGCGGUUAUAUUUUGACACUGAAACUUAACUGAAGAAACAAACCUUAAAUGCAACAAAGUGAGAGAAUAUAGCUGAGUGUAUAGAUAUAUCUCUCUCAGUGACUUUUUUAUUAGACAGAUUUAAAAAGAACGGCUUUUCUGUGCCAGCAUUUAGAUGGUGAAAUUUCAUGGUAUGACCAAACCUUUAGCUAGGUUAUAUCGAUUAACUAAGAGAGACGGUCGAUCAGGGAAACAGAUAACUCGUUCCUCAUUCACCCUUUGUAGAAAUGGUGGUGAAUAAUGACUUGCUGUUGUAAUCUAAAUAUUGGCCUACAAUUUAGCCUUCAUUGUCAUGGGAUGUUAGGACUAUGUAGUGCAAUAGAACACAGCAUCCUGUUGAAAUGGUGUGUUGUGGCAGCAUUACUUAUAUUAUCAGUUGGGAAAUGUGAUAGGAUGUUGUUUUACCUGCUCACACAACUCGCCUUGUUUUCUGUGCAUUUUUAUAUGUACAUCCAUGAAAUUUAAACUGUGUGUCAACUUAAAUCGUCUUUUCGAAAAACCGAAGAAACAAUUUUUAGUCCCAUCUGAGAGUUGAAUACUUUUCAAAAGGUCACUUCUGUGUUUUAAUGGUGUAAUGUUGACUAUGAACCCACUGCCACUCGAACUGUGAUUACAGUGCUGUUUUCUGCUGGAUUUAUUCAAAAUGUGAUUCUAUCCGCAUUGUAUUAUUUUUGUAUAGAAUGAAAUCAAUCUUUUAAUCACUAUUUAUGCCUUACAGAAAAAAGUAAAGUUUUUCUUCAAGAUUAAAAUGAA